CUUAAGAUUCAAUAUUUCUCAUCAAAUUUCCGUCAAUUACAAAGGGUACGAGAGAUAAAAAAACACUUAGUUCAAUCAGUGCAUUAAUCUUAGCAAAAAUGGUCGAUAACUACGUUGAUGAUGAGCAGAUCUCCGAAACCCCACCUUAUUCAGGUCAAGUUUCUGAAUUUUUGAAAGCAGGGAGAGUAAACGUGACAGUAAUCAGCAAGGCGAAAGCACCACCGGAACAAAACCAUUUCAAAGUAAUGCUGGAAUUAACAGGUGCUGAGAUCGGCAAAGACAGAUUAGGAGUAGAUAUUGUUACUGUCUUAGAUGUUAAUUCGAUGGCGAAGAAAGAUAAGAAGUUAGAUAAGAUGAAAAGCGCCAUGAAGUUCAUGAUCAAGAAACUCAGCCCUAUCGAUCGUUUAUCUGUUGUCACGUUUUCCACUUUAUCUACCAAGCGGAAGUCACCGUUACUAGCAAUGGCGGACCAGUCUAAAUCGCGGAUCGAAAAUCUGGUGAACGAUCUAGAGGUGGAGGUUGAGUCCACAGAGAUAACAGUUGCUGAUGGUGUUACUGCUGGUCUUCGAACAGCCCUACAAGUGCUGAAUGAUCGUGUACAUACAACUAGGCGUGUUGCUGCAAUCAUGCUUGUAAUGUGUAAUUGUGACUUGAAGUCUGAUAUUCGAAAUGUGGUUCAAGUUCCAGACAUCAAUGUCCCUGUAUACACGUUUGGUUUAGGCCGAAUUUUUGAUGAAAAGGUACUAUACCAUAUUACAAAUAAAAGUCCUGGAGGAAUAUUUUCAGUGGCAGAUGUGAAGGACACACCAUUAUCCAGCAGUUUGAGCCUGGCUUUUUCACAGUGUUUGGCUGGACUUCUCACAGUUGUUGUUCAAGAUUUGAAGCUAACCAUCACGUCGGUGAACUCCAAAAUUGAGAAGGUUUCUGCAGGAAAUUAUAUACAAUAUGCGAACAACGAUGUUGGAUCUCUAACAGUAUCUUUUGGCAAUCUUUACCGCGAGGAGAAACGCAAUGUCAUGGUGGAACUUCUUCUUCCUGCUGUUGAUACCCAAGCAGUUACGGAAGUUCUCAAGAUUUAUUACUCCUACAAUGCUGGGGAAUACUUUUUCCAAGAAGAAAAACCUCUAAUUACAACUAUAACUCGUAUGGAGACACUGAACGAAGAAGAGCCGGAAAAGGUGACAAUAGAGGACGCACGCCUUAGAACUAUCACUACGAUAGUCGAAGCCACGGACGCGGCGGACUUUGGCAAGUUUGACGAAGCUCAGGAUAAAAUUGUUGAAGCUCAAAACAUGCUUGAGGAUGUUGUUGAUCAACCUGAACAAUCAAUAGAGAUGUUAAAAUAUGAAUUGUAUGAACUCAUAAAGUUAAUGCAAUCACAAGAUAUUUACACAAGCCUUGGGCGUGCUUUUGCUCUUGCUGUUCAGACAUCCCAUGAUCGCCAAAGAUUUGCUACAAGAGGUGCUGCAACACGUAAUUUACGCACAUUUGCAACUUCUUUCAUGGACAAUUACCUUUUUUUUUUUUGGUAA
Molecule: messenger RNA, 1532 nt
Organism: Beta vulgaris subsp. vulgaris (sugar beet)
Lineage: Eukaryota; Viridiplantae; Streptophyta; Magnoliopsida; Caryophyllales; Amaranthaceae
Exons: 4
Coding region: 99-1532 (477 amino acids)
Source: RefSeq, a predicted model, not a curated record